AUGUCUGGGAAAGAAUUAGCCGAGGGUUACGUCGAGAAAAUGCAAGCAACGUCUCAGGUCACGCCGAAUCCUGAUUCUGCCACUGAAAGAAAUAGCGAAACACCAAUUUGUAGCCGAAAUUUAGACGAAGAUGAUAUUGACUACGUUGAUGCAUCGUACAAUAUUGAAAAGGAGAUUGCUUUAUAUUGGCCCCGAGUUCGAACCCGAAUAAAUAAUCUUAACGUGAUGACACUUCGUGAAGCCAAUCGUCAUCAAGAAUUACCUUUAGCUCGAAUAAAGAAAAUUAUGAAGUUGGACGAAGAUGUUAGACAUCAGAUGAUAAGUGCUGAAGCACCUGUUUUAUUAGCAAAAGCUGCAGAAUUAUUUAUCGAAGAACUGGCACUUAGGUCUUGGUUACAUACCGAGGAAAAUAAGCGUAAAACACUUCAAAAAUGUGAUAUAUCUCAAGCAGUAAGUAGGUAUGAUCAGUUUGAUUUUCUUAUUGAUAUUGUUCCUCGCGAUGAAAAACGGUGUCAGCAGGUUAAUAAAUUUGAAAAAAUAAUUGCACCUACAAGUAGCGCCAGCAUUGAGAGUGAAAUAAUCGACUGCAAAGGAUUUUCGCAGCAAAAUGGAAACAAUAAUAGUGUUCAAUAUGUUUUGCAGGUCGGACCAUCAGAGGGCGCAAUAACUUCUGGCUCAAUGGUGCAAGCUACUCCGAUUGGUCAGCCCAUUCAAUUACCGAUAGCACCUGGGGGUCAACCAAUACAACUUAUAACACUCGGCUUGCCUGAUGGGAAUGUUCAGCAGUUCCAGGUUCAACUGCCAACUGCGAAUUCCUAA
This is a messenger RNA of Dracunculus medinensis (Guinea worm), 819 nucleotides long. The record is from the annotation of a GenBank genome assembly. Lineage: Eukaryota; Metazoa; Nematoda; Chromadorea; Rhabditida; Dracunculidae.